CUCUCUCUCCUCCCCUUGAGGCCAUGUUCCCUCUGCAAGUCCUCGCUCUGCUCUUCAUCGCAGCCCAGAGGGAUGACCAGAGGGUGACGGAGAAGGAGAAGGAGAAAGAGAAAGAGAAAGAGAAAGGGGGAGAACAGGAGAGAGAGGGGCAGAAAGGGAAGGAUACAGAGAGUAAGUAUGAUUUGAUGUUCCAAAGGGGAGACCUAUUGGAAGUCCCCAGGACCUUGUUCACUCAUUUUGGGAUAUACCUAGGGGGAGGCCGAGUCGCUCACUUCAUCCCAGACAUCCUGCCUGUCGUUUCCGAUGACGAGUGGGAGAUCAAACAGAUGGUCACCAACAACAGACUCAUACUGGGAGUGCUGGCCAAGUGUGCCAGUGUGAGGGUUGACACUGUGGAGGACUUUGCCUACGGAUCAAAGAUUCUCGUUAAUACGAUGGAUAAGGUGUGCAGCCGUCCACCGCUGCAGGGAGACGAGGUGGCCAGGAGGGCUGAGAAGCUGCAAGGCUCCAUGACCUACAGCCUGCUGUGGUACAACUGUGAACACUUUGUCAUGUACUGCCGAUACGGCACCGUCAUGAGCUUCCAGACGUUUCAGUUCUGUAAGACAGUGAGGAAGCUGCUGCUGAGUCGGCGUGUUGCCAAGGCGACAGCGGUGUUGGGGAUGUGUCUGCUCCUCUACUUCAGAGCCCUGUCCGUCUGCUCCACCUUGCUCGCUGUCCUGGUGCCCUUCCUCAUAUGGAUGGCCGCCUAAUAUCACACACUCACAAAACACACACACACACACACACACACACACAGAUACCAUACUGCAGGUAUCCACUGGACUGCUGCAUGUCCAACCUGCCCUGCUUGCAGUUUUGGUGUGUUUUAUUAAUGGGAUGCCCUUCUACAUUAUUACUGCUGAACAUCAGUGACCUAAGAAUAUGAAAGACUCAAAAAAAACGUAUGGAGGACACUGAGAAUGUGAAAUUAAGUCUGGCUAAAAACUGGGGACAAAAUGGGGCUAGAAUUGGGCCUAAACAAUGAUAUACACCUUAUAAUGUGAUGUGAUGUUGGACUGCAAUUUUAGGAGGAAAUGUGUAAGUCACAUGUUAUUUGAAAUGAGCGCAUUAACAAGAUGAGGAUGUUGUUUGUUUUUGGAGGAAACACUAGAUUGUUCUGUGAUUACGGAAAUUUUGAAAUAAUGUGGGGAAAGAAGUGAAAUUGUAACUAUGUAAUAAUAAAGAAUGCAUUAUUUUGUUUUAUUUAUUGGA
Molecule: messenger RNA, 1254 nt
Organism: Myripristis murdjan (pinecone soldierfish)
Lineage: Eukaryota; Metazoa; Chordata; Actinopteri; Holocentriformes; Holocentridae
Gene: lratb.2
Product: lecithin retinol acyltransferase b, tandem duplicate 2
Exons: 5
Coding region: 24-752 (242 amino acids)
Biological process (GO): retinol metabolic process; vitamin A metabolic process
Cellular component (GO): rough endoplasmic reticulum
Molecular function (GO): phosphatidylcholine-retinol O-acyltransferase activity
Source: RefSeq, a predicted model, not a curated record